ACGGUGUAGUUCAUAACGUAAAUAACGGGAAAUAAAUUAAGUGUUUUACGGACCUAAUAAGACAUAUCCACACAUACAUUUGCCGAACAAUAAUUAUCCGUGCGGUGAAAAUAUAUGUAAAUACUUGUGAAGAGAAUUAUUUGUACUGCAAGAAAUUAGUUGCUAAUAUUAUUGUAAGUGAGGCUGCGACUCAAAUACCGGCGGCGCGGAUGAAUAUCCAGAUUCUUGCAAAUAGAGCGUGAAUAAAUAUUGAUUGAAUAGAGGAACACCUCCAUUUUCAAUUCCACAAACCGAUGAAAUGACGACGCGUAUUUGCCAAUUGCUAAUUGUAGCCGCUAUCUUUUAUCAAAGCACUCUAGCUGAUAUAGCCAACUGUGUAUUCGAAGACACUGUCGCCUUAACCGAUAGUAGCAAAUUUGCCAAUGGAUCGUACCUCUAUGAAGGGCUAUUGGUGCCGCCACAUCUAACAGCCGAAUAUGACUAUAUUGAGCUCUUCGAAGGUCAGCGUAAGCCUGUGGAGAGGCAUGUACGCGGUUGUGUGUGCAAGAUCAAGCAAUGUGUGAAGUUUUGCUGUCACCCAAGAGCGGAUAUGUAUCAGACAAGCGCGACUGCCACGCCUCAAUGUGAAGAAGUACUUAAUCAGGAGCUCAAAUACACGCCACUUUUGAAUGUAACAUUGCGAAACAGCAGUCGGGUCGUGAUGCAUCUGCUGGAUGAGUUUGUGGUGCAGCAGGGGAUACCAUGCGAAGGUGGCUAUAUGCUAAUGCCACAUGUAUACGAAGACGAUCAGUGGGAGUUAUUUGAGAAUGGCACAUUGUUGCGCCUCGGUGAUGCGAAAUAUUACUCGAGGCGAGAUUAUUGCUUGCAGGCCUAUAAUACGAGUGAAGAGUUUGUGUUGAAUCCGAUGAAUUGUCCGGUUGUUUAUAAAGAGCCAGCAACGCUCAUGCUGAAUACGAUAAUCAUGCUGAUUUCGGCUCCAUUUCUUUAUGUCACCAUCCUGAUCUAUUGGCUCAUACCGGAAUUGUGGAACUUGCAUACGAAAUGCCUGAUUUGUUAUCUACUUUCGUUAGCUAUUGGCACGACGCUCAUUGUUUUGGUCAAUAUGCUGCAUUCAGAAUUUGAAACUUUUGCUUGCGCUAUAAUCGGUUUCGUGUCAUAUUUCUUCCUAACUGCCGUCUUCUUCUGGCUAAAUGUGAUCUGCUUCGAUCUUUGGCAAAAUUUCUGUAUGACCCAAGGUGCAGUGCGAAACUUAACACAGCGUAAACGGUUUCUUUACUACUCACUCUAUGCUUGGGGCAUGCCAGCGUUGAUGACAAUAAUAACAGCCAGUUUGCAAUUUUCAAAUUUACCACAUGAACUCAAGUCAGGCAUUGGGGAUACACACUGUUGGUUGAAAGUUGACGACUGGUCAGCGAUGAUUUAUUUCCAUGGACCCUGCCUACUGCUGAUUAUCUUCAAUAUUGGCAUAUUUUUCUUAACGGCAAAUAAAAUCUAUGAAAUACGUAAGGAGCUGCAACAUUUUUCACGCAGCGACUGCAGUCAAAGGCAUUUGCGUUCACAGCAAAAUAAUAAACAUUUGCUGGCAUCUUUCAGUGUAUGGCUCUUCUUUCGCAUGUUCAUUGUAAUGGGUAUUGGCUGGCUACUGGAGAUUAUCAGUUACAUGGUUGGCAAUAACAGUAAAUAUGUUCUGCUUUUUGCGGUCACGGAUGUCUACAAUGCCUCACAGGGGCUAAUCAUAUUCAUAUUACUGGUUGUGAAAAAGAAGGUGCUAUUGCUGAUAAAGAAAAGAUUUACUAAAUCGGAUAACUCGUUGCAGCUUUCAAGUAGAAGAUUUACGAAGUCCAGCACGUCGGCCAUGGAGUUAUCCAAUGCUGAAAGUCGAUGGAAACUUCGAAACUGAAAAUCAAAUCAAUCAUAAAGAAUCGAGAGAAUAACUGCAAAACAUUCGAAUAAUAAUAACGUUUACCGUGGGUAUUAAUAUUUUAUAG
This is a messenger RNA of Bactrocera latifrons, 1988 nucleotides long. RefSeq names its product probable G-protein coupled receptor Mth-like 10. Gene Ontology annotation, biological process: cell surface receptor signaling pathway; G protein-coupled receptor signaling pathway. Gene Ontology annotation, cellular component: membrane. Lineage: Eukaryota; Metazoa; Arthropoda; Insecta; Diptera; Tephritidae. The coding region runs from base 299 to 1900 and encodes 533 amino acids. The transcript is spliced from 9 exons. Gene Ontology annotation, molecular function: G protein-coupled receptor activity. The record is from RefSeq and is a predicted model, not a curated record.